AUGGCUGCCAGCAACCGUGAAGAUGUACAACGGCAUUGCUGGUCCUUUGCCUUAAGAGAACUUCUGCGACGGGGCACCUCUUGGCAUUUCGAGCUUUGCGAGGAUACCAUGAAGGACUGUGAAGGCUUUGGCAGCACAGACUCUGACAAAACCAGAGAUGCCAAGCUCAUGUGGCUCUUGCGAGAUUUCCUGUUGGAACUCGUUGAUGAAAAGGGCCGCAGAAUGACACCUGAUGAGUACUUAGAAUCCUCUCUUCGCAAAACUCCUCGAGACGCAGUGGAAAGUCAGCGAUCACAAGCUGCUAGAGAGGUUCGAGAGACUUUGCUGCAGUCUUUUCCAGAUCGUCGCUGCGUUACUCUUUGCCAGCCGGUUAUUGAUGAGGAACAGCUGCGGCAACUGUCUGAGGUGCCAUUUGAGCACUUGCGGCCUGAAUUCCGGCGGGGAUUCCAGGACCUCCAGACCCAGCUGCUUCGUCUGGCGAUGUCUCAUCCCAAGACGGUUCAAGGUGAAGCCAUUUGUGCUUCGGCCUGGGCGGCAAUGCUCCGGAAGCUUGUUGCAGCGCUGAACGAGGGAACUGCCUUGAAUGUGGUGAACGCUUGGAACCAGGUCCAGCACUCAGCCUGCAACGACCUUUCUGCAGAGCUGCAGAGUCGGGUUCUGGAGGAGUUCCAGAAGGCGCCGACUGGUCAGCUUGGCUUUGUCAGGACUCGUGCCCAAAGCAUGACACAGAUGUUGCGGCAAGUUCAAGAGAUGCAGGACAGAGCUGCAGAUCCGUCUGAUCCUCGAUCUCAGGCAUUGAUGAACGCCUUGGAUUCUGACCUUCCAUCGAAGCCAAUCCUACGGGCAGUGCGGGAGGCGCUAAGUACAUCUCGCAUGGCUCGGCUGAAGUGGGAUGGCAACAGCGAUGCUUUGAAGGCGAAGCUGAAGCUUGCCACAGAUGAGCUCGAAAGCAAGGCAGCGUACGGGCUUGUCAGAUUUGUUAGCUUGCAGAGUUGCCACCUGGACCUGCAGUCUCAUCUCAAGCAAACAGAGGCAGCAAUGGCAGCAGCAGCAACAAAGCUCGACGGGGAGCAACUUGAAAAGCCCAGACCUCGAGCAAUGUCAAGCUGCAGAUUCCGAUGUCCACCAAUUCUGUGGUGA
Molecule: messenger RNA, 1140 nt
Organism: Durusdinium trenchii
Lineage: Eukaryota; Dinophyceae; Suessiales; Symbiodiniaceae
Source: the annotation of a GenBank genome assembly